Darwinula stevensoni is the source of this 1825-nucleotide messenger RNA. The record is from the annotation of a GenBank genome assembly. Lineage: Eukaryota; Metazoa; Arthropoda; Ostracoda; Podocopida; Darwinulidae.
AAACAUGGCAGCUCGCACUUGCGGCAAGCGUCUGCUCCCCAUCCGCUUCUGGUGGAAAGUUCUCGAAGCUGCCAGACCAAUAUUUCCUCUGCGCUCGGGAAUACUUUGAUCAAAGAUUCCAAAGAUAUCCUAGCAAUUGGUGCCGUAGGCUCACCGUCCAUUUGACGCUAGAGGAAGAAUGGCGAAGUGGGGACAGGGCGAUCCCAGGUGGAUUGUUGAGGAGCGACCGGAUGCUACGAAUGUGAACAAUUGGCACUGGACAGAGAAGAAUGCAUCUGGGUGGUCCACAGAAAAACUGAGAAGUCUUCUAGUUGGUAUGAUUGUUGAAGACCCUCAUAUUGGAGUCUGCAAGAUUACAGAUAUUGAGAAAUGUGAAGGUGAAGCCUCUGCCAACAACAGGAAGGCCAAAGUCAUCCUCUUCUAUGAAUGGGAUCUAAAACUGAAGUGGGAGGGGAAGGCCAAUGGAAGUGAUUUCCAAGUCUUGGGAAAGAUUGACAUCCCAAAUCUGAGUGAUGAAAAUGAACCUGGUGAUGUUGAUGUAUCAGUGAGGAUCAAGUCAUCAGGACCAGAAUCAGAGAAAUUGAAGGGAAUGAUGAGGACUAAGGGUGCUCAACUCAUCAGGGAACAAUUAUCAAAGUAUAUUAAGGACUUCCAGGAAGAUCUCCUAGAAUUUCCUAUCCUGGAGAUUUCAGCUGUUAAUGCUGGAACCCAGGAGCAUGCAAAGAACACUUCACAAAUGGAACGGUUGGAAAUUGGAGGAGUGAGGAUAAAUAUAGGAGACUUGGAACUUCAAGUGAACCUGAAAUGCACAGCUGAAGAGAUAUAUCGUGUCCUGACCCUGAAAGAGAUGGUGGAAGCAUUCACUCGUGGCCCUGCCAUCAUGGAUUCAGAGGCCACCAAAGGUUCCAAGUUCGCCAUCCUUGGUGGAAAUAUUUCUGGAGAAUAUCUUGACUUGAUCCCAGCAAAGAAAGUGGUUCAGAGUUGGCGAUUCAAAUCUUGGCCAGAGGAACAUUACAGCACAGUGACAAUGAAACUGAAGCAAUUGGAAUCCAGUACUGAUGUCCUCAUCAAACAGACUGGUGUCCCCAUAAUAGACUUGGAGAGGACAAAAGAUGGCUGGACUCAUCAUUACUUUGAUGCCAUCAAAAGAACAUUUGGGUUUGGGGCAUUUCUUCUAUGAUCCAGAUUGUAUGUAUAUUCAAGUCUGUCUUCAUCCAGUGUCUGUUGAAAACCUGUCUUCAUCCAGCAUCAUGUCAUAUCAGGGCUUGUUCCACCUCUCCAUCUGCUUGAAACUUUAGCAUAAGAAUCUAAAGGGUCUGUAACUUAUUCAGUCUAUAAUACAAUUUUCCAAGCAUGAUUUUGUUUCUCCACAUGAACCCAUGCCUUGAAACUUUUAUGUUUCCUUCUCUGUGAAUCUUUUCAUCUCUGCCUUCAUACCUGGCAUAUUAGCAGUAAACUGCGUUUCAGCCAAAGGUAUGGAACCCAGUGAAAAUAUUAUUUUUUCUUGAUUUGUAUUGAUCUUCUGAUUUCAAGAGACCUGAAACUCUUAGUGCACUCCAUUAGUGAUUAGCACAUCACAAAAUGUGUUAAUAACCUACCCACAGACUCCUGUUUUUUUAUAUUUUGAAUUACAAAGAUGCUACUCUCAUGCAAGGUUGUAAGCAAGAGGAAAAGUAGAAACAAAAGACUGCAAAAAUCUUAUCCAGGAAUGCAAAUAAUAGCUAUUUGGAAAGAGAAUGAAUCCCAGAUAGUCUCACUCAAGAACAAAAUAAGAAAUUUAACAUCCAUUGCUUUUCAUAGGACAUCUGUUGGUGCACAAAGCCCA